AUGUCGUCUUUUGUCCUGACAAACUUGGUUGUCACGGCUGGCAUGCUUACACCGGGUCUUGGGACAGCGGGCACACUAGGAUGGCAAGUCACAAACCAGUCGGUCAACGUCGGAAUCAACUUCUCCAACGCGAACAAAUCGAUCCCGCUCUCCACCUCGACAAUCGUCCAAUCCUACCUCCUCGCCGUCAGCGCAUCAUGCGGUGUUGCACUCGGUCUCAACGCGCUGGUACCCCGCCUUAAGAGCCUGUCGCCCAACGCAAAAGUCAUCGCUGGGCGAUUGGUGCCCUUUGCGGCUGUUGCGACAGCUGGUGCGCUCAACGUGUUCCUCAUGCGCGGUGAGGAGAUCAGACAGGGCAUCGACGUGUACCCCGCGCUGUCAGAAGCCGAGCGACGCAGAGUAGACACAGGAGAUAUGGAGGUCAAGCCGCUGGGCAAGAGCAAGAAGGCAGCUACACUCGCUGUAGGAGAGACGGCGCUGAGUCGCGUGCUCAAUGCGACGCCUAUUAUGGUGCUGCCGCCUCUCCUGCUCGUGAAGCUGCAGAAGACAGAGUGGCUUAAGCAGAGGCCUAGGAUGGUGACGCCGGUGAACUUGGGACUCAUUUUCACGACAUCCAUCUUCGCGCUGCCACUUGCGCUCGCUGCGUUCCCGCAACGCCAGGCUGUCAGUGCGCAGUCGCUCGAACCCGAGUUUCAUCAGCGCGGUGGCAAGGAUGGCAUGGUGGAGUUUAACCGUGGGAUAUGA
Molecule: messenger RNA, 744 nt
Organism: Alternaria conjuncta
Lineage: Eukaryota; Fungi; Ascomycota; Dothideomycetes; Pleosporales; Pleosporaceae
Gene: FSF1
Product: putative alpha-isopropylmalate carrier
Exons: 3
Coding region: 1-744 (247 amino acids)
Biological process (GO): monoatomic ion transport; mitochondrial transmembrane transport
Cellular component (GO): mitochondrial inner membrane
Molecular function (GO): monoatomic ion transmembrane transporter activity
Source: RefSeq, a predicted model, not a curated record